CGGCUGAAAUGCUCCUGUUUCUGUUUUGAACAGAGCCAAAAACGACUGCUAAUUAACUCUCUCUCUAUCUGUCUCUCUCUCUCUCUCUCUCUUUCUCUCUCAAGAAGAAGAAGAAGAAGAAGAAGAAAGAGACCCACAAAACAACACCUAAACGAAUCGUCUAAAAGAAUCAAAUCAAAUAUAUAUGUAUAUAUAUAAUAAAUUCUCUGUCUCUCUAUGCUUCUCCAAUUUGUUUUCUUUUGCUUUGCCCUAGAUCUUGAACACCAUUUCAACCUCCUUCUUCUUCUCUUCUUCUUCUUCUUCUCUUCUUCUUCUUCUUCCACUUCUUAUUUUUAGAUUAGAUCUUUCAUUCCUCAGAAUACUCCAAUUAGAGAUCUGUCUUCUCAGGGUUUUCCUGAAUGAUCAAUUGAAGAAUUUUGGCUUGGCUGUUAAGUUCUUACUGCUUGUUUGCGAGAGAGUGGGCUACUUAAUAAUAGUAAAGACAUGCAUGACCUUGUGAUAAAGUACUGGUGUGCCUAUACUAAAUGAAGACUCAAGCGUGGCGUCUGGGCAUGGGUGAUGUGCAGACCUUGCCAGGGUCUCGCCACCGCCCUCCUUUGAAAAGGCCAAUAUGGAUUAUUGUCUUGGUUUCGAUGGUCAGCCUAUUUCUAGUUUGUGCUUAUGUCUAUCCACCCCAAAGCAGUGCUGCUUGUUAUGUGUUUUCUUCCAGAGGUUGCAAGGCUUUUACUGAUUGGCUUCCACCUGCUCCUGCAAGGGAAUAUACUGAUGAAGAAAUUGCUUCUCAGAUUGUGAUUAGGGAAAUUUUGAGUACACCUCCUAUUCAAACAAAACAUGCUAAAAUUGCUUUCAUGUUCUUGAGCCCUGGUACAUUACCUUUUGAGAAGCUAUGGGAAAAAUUUUUCCAGGGACAUGAAGGCAGAUUCUCUGUUUAUGUGCAUGCCUCCAAGGAAAAACCAGUUCAUGUGAGCCGUUACUUUGUUAAUCGGGACAUACACAGUGACCAGGUGGUGUGGGGAAAAAUUUCAAUGGUUGAUGCAGAGAGACGACUUUUAGGAAAUGCACUUAAAGAUCCUGACAACCAGCAUUUUGUUUUACUUUCUGAUAGUUGCGUGCCAUUGCAUAACUUUGAUUAUGUCUACAACUAUCUGAUGUACACAAAUAUAAGCUUCCUUGAUUGCUUUUAUGAUCCUGGACCACAUGGGAAUGGUCGGUAUUCAGAGCAUAUGUUGCCUGAAAUUGAGAAGAAAGACUUCAGAAAGGGUGCACAGUGGUUCUCAAUGAAGCGACAACAUGCUGUGAUUGUUAUGGCUGAUAGUCUUUACUAUUCUAAAUUCCGGGAGUACUGCAAGCCUGGUCUGGAAGGCAAAAAUUGCAUAGCUGAUGAACAUUAUUUGCCGACAUUUUUCCAUAUGGUUGACCCUGGUGGAAUUGCAAAUUGGUCUGUAACACAUGUUGAUUGGUCUGAGAGAAAGUGGCAUCCAAAAUCUUAUAGGGCUCAAGAUAUUACUUAUGAUCUUCUGAAGAAUAUUACGUCAAUUGACCUGAGUAUACAUGUGACAAGCGAUGACAGGAAGGAGGUGCAGGUACAGCCAUGCUUAUGGAAUGGUAUCCAACGACCGUGCUACUUAUUUGCGAGGAAAUUCUACCCAGGAACUAUUGAUAACCUCUUGCAGCUUUUCUCCAAUUAUACAACAAUUUGAGUGAGAUAAUUUUGACUAAAUUCUUUGGUCGAAUUGACAGUUCUUUUCGACCCACACCCCCCCAACCCCCCGGCCAAAAAAAAACUCCAUCUUGGUAUCUUCUUAUAUCUUAAAAAUUUGUAAAUGGUGCAUCAAUGAGGCGUGAAACGUUCCCUAGCACGGUUCUUGUGUGUGCAUGGGCAACCAGGAGAGCAGGCAGGUAGGGUUACUUAGUUGGCGUGGAGGCUAACAGCUUAGUGUUGCUUCCUUUAGAGGGGUGGAUGAUUUGUUGUCCAUUUAUUUCUCCAUUUAGGGCUAUUGAUGUUCCACUUUGGGUAUAGAAAAUUUUGUAAAAGUUGAAAAAUGUGGACUAGCAAAUACAACAACAUUUGAAAAUUAUCCAAAGCUGUGUAAAUUAGGGGGAAAAAAGAAUUGAGAUUGUAUAUUAACUUUUGGCCAGUUACCACUUCAAAUUCAAAUUUCUUUAGAUUUCCAUUGCA
This is a messenger RNA of Hevea brasiliensis (rubber tree), 2179 nucleotides long. Its product is annotated as glycosyltransferase BC10. The coding region runs from base 525 to 1700 and encodes 391 amino acids. The record is from RefSeq and is a predicted model, not a curated record. The transcript has 11 exons. Lineage: Eukaryota; Viridiplantae; Streptophyta; Magnoliopsida; Malpighiales; Euphorbiaceae. Gene Ontology annotation, molecular function: glycosyltransferase activity. Gene Ontology annotation, cellular component: membrane.